Pyricularia pennisetigena is the source of this 1242-nucleotide messenger RNA. RefSeq lists its product as uncharacterized. The record is from RefSeq and is a predicted model, not a curated record. Gene Ontology annotation, molecular function: zinc ion transmembrane transporter activity. Gene Ontology annotation, biological process: zinc ion transmembrane transport; intracellular zinc ion homeostasis. The transcript has 4 exons. Gene Ontology annotation, cellular component: membrane. The coding region runs from base 1 to 1242 and encodes 413 amino acids. NCBI's taxonomy places the organism in Eukaryota, Fungi, Ascomycota, Sordariomycetes, Magnaporthales, Pyriculariaceae.
AUGCCUCCAAUGCGGAUCAAUCAUCUGCUUGCCCUCAUACUGGGGUUCGGGGUUGCAUGCACUUUAGCCGGCACCGCGCCAGCAAUCACUGCGUCCCUGAGCUUGGAGGACCUUGAUGAGAAGCUCCAGCAAUGUGACAUUGUCAAGGAAAUGAGCGCCGAAAAGGCUGCUCAUUUCGCCCAGACUUCCACGUCGUCUAUGUCUGCGCUGCUGGACAUGCUGUUUCCCGGAGGCCCCGCCGUCAAUGCCAUCCUCGCAACCUUCUAUAUCUCCGGUCCUCCGACUUUCCUACUCGCAUUAUGCCCGAAGAACAUUGACCCCUCGUCACUCUCAACCAUGGUCGCCUUUGCCGUCGGCGGCCUCAUGGGCGACACCCUCUUCCAUCUCCUCCCCGAGAUCUUUCUGGGCGAGGACGAGCCCGAGCACGCCCGCUUUGUCCUCGUCGAGCCGAACCGUAACCUCCUCCUGGGCGUCGGUAUCCUCGUGGGCUUCAUGGCGUUUGUAGCCAUGGACAAGGGGCUCCGUAUAGCCACCGGCGGGGCGGGCGGUCACGAUCACAGCCACGGCCAUUCGCACGGAGCACACAAGCACGACGCAACCCCCGAGGUCGUCUCUGUUACAUCUGUGGACGCGGGCAAGGGUGCGAGGUCGCGAAAGGGCGCCGGUGCCGACGCGGCUGCCGCCAAUGGCUCCAAGGAGGUUGCAACCGUCAAGGAGCCCGUGCAGCAGGUCAACUCGAGCGGCUUGCUAAAUCUGAUUGCCGACUUCACACAUAAUAUUACCGACGGGCUAGCCAUGUCCGCAUCCUUUUACGCAUCUCCAACCAUUGGCGCGACUACAGCAUUAGCAGUUGCUCUCCACGAGUGUCCCCACCAAGUUGGAGACUUUGCUCUUCUCAUUCAGUCGGGCUUUAGCAAAUGGUCGGCCAUUGGUCUCCAGUUUGUGACGGCCCUGGGCGCCCUACUUGGAACCCUGAUCGGCAUCGCGGUCCAGGAGUUCGGUGGGAGUGGCGGAGAGCCUGUCCUCAUGGGGGCCGGCCUCUGGGGCACGAGCUUGACGUGGGGUGACAUGUUGCUGCCCUUCACUGCCGGCACCUUCCUUUAUGUCGGUACUGUGGCCGCCGUUCCUGAACUGUUGGAGACGGAGGCUGGCGACAAGGUGAGGGAGGUGAAGAAGACUUUUGUUCAGUUUGUUGCCGUGGCGCUCGGCGCCGGCAUUAUGCUCUACAUUUCCUGGCACUAG